Molecule: messenger RNA, 1544 nt
Organism: Hypanus sabinus (Atlantic stingray)
Lineage: Eukaryota; Metazoa; Chordata; Chondrichthyes; Myliobatiformes; Dasyatidae
Gene: spc25
Product: SPC25 component of NDC80 kinetochore complex
Exons: 7
Coding region: 260-937 (225 amino acids)
Biological process (GO): chromosome segregation
Cellular component (GO): Ndc80 complex
Source: RefSeq, a predicted model, not a curated record
AAUGUAUCGGGUACACGAUGCCUCCGCCCUCCUUCCGGCUCAUGCCGCCGGAAAUCACGUCAGUGUGAUCGGCGCGAAACUGCUCCAAUUCCCGGUGUGAGCUGGUUCGAAACACGGGCCGCUUACCCAGGCGGACGAAACCUCCACACCCCUCCGACGAAAAGGCGGUUCUUCCCCCGAGAGGUGGAGCCUCCCCGGCGGGCAGUAGGAGAAAUUUGAAAAGCGGCGCGAAAGAGGGCGAGGGUAAAGUACUGGAUCGAUGGAUAACUGUAUAGAAGAUGUACAAGGUCAGCUGAAUGAGAAGCUAAAUGAAACCAGGACGAAGUUUUUUAGUUUGUGGGAGAGCUGUAAUCCAGCAGGAUUUAAGCACAAUUAUGUAGAAUCCAUAAAGGUUACAAGAGACAGAUGCAUUGAAAUACAUGAAGAGGAGGACCAGAUGUGUGAUAAAAUUGAAAUAAGCAAAAAGGUGAUUGCUGAGCAGAAUGCAUUAAUAAAGAAAAUGCGAGAAGAUCUACAGAUUGCAGACCAAAAAUUUGAAAAUAAUGAACAACAAAAGCAAGAAGUGUUAGAAAAAAUGAGGCAGCUGAAGGAAGCACUUACUAAAAAGCAGGAAUUAAUUUCUGCACAAAAACAAGAAAAUAAAGCCAAACUUAAGAAAUUGAAUACAUCAGCAGAAAUGUUUAAGAAGCGAAUGGGUCUGGAAAUUCGAAAGGUCCAUGGGGAGCAGCUGCAAUUUAUCUUCAAAUGCAUCAAUAGCAAAAAUCCUGAGCAGCUGUUUACAUUCUUACUGAAAUUUAAUGAAGAGGGGAAUUAUGAAGUCACAUCAUGUGAUCCACCACUGGAAUGUAUGCCUCUGCUACAGGAAAAACUCAAGGAAACCAACAAUUUCUCUGCAUUUCUUGCAAAUGUUAGGAAAGCUUUUACUGAACUAGUUUAACUUCAAGAUGUAUUCCUGUUUUGUGUUCAACUUAAAUGUAGUUUUUAUUUGUGUCAGCUACAAACUUUUCAUUUUAUUGUGUAAUAUGUUAAAAUUUUACUCUUGUUAAUAACUAUCUCUGUUGGAGGUUGUUGCAUGUAUUAUAGAAGUCAAUAAUAUUUCAUCUAUUUCUGGCAGGAAUACAAGAUAGCUUCAAUAUUGUAGUUGUGGAUAAUAAACAUUUUUUGUCCUUUUUGUAGACGAGUGUUAAUUUUUUACUGCAAUGCUAAAGACAGUAAUGGACAGCUAAUUCUUGAAGUGCUUGGUAUUCAUUUUAUGCUUGGGUGGAGCAUAUUAGAAUGUCUUAUAUCAAUGCAAGAGUUUUUAUAUUGUGCUAAAGUGACAUAGGAGAUGUAUUUCAGGAUGAUCUUGUAUGAUGUAAGUGUUUAACAUUUUCAUCCAUGGUUAAGCUAGAAUUAAUUUUGCCUUAGAUUAUCUGCACCUGGGCUGUUUAAACUUUAAUAUUUGUACUUGGAUAAAACAUUGGUUUUAUUUUGACAAUAUUGAAUGGUGCCCAACUGCUCAUUCAUGCAACAGAACAGAAAAACUAUUCAAGGUAAUAGUAUUA